Erpetoichthys calabaricus (reedfish) is the source of this 2534-nucleotide messenger RNA. It is a transcript of the gene slc27a6, whose product is annotated as solute carrier family 27 member 6. Gene Ontology annotation, molecular function: long-chain fatty acid transmembrane transporter activity; long-chain fatty acid-CoA ligase activity. Lineage: Eukaryota; Metazoa; Chordata; Cladistia; Polypteriformes; Polypteridae. The transcript has 10 exons. The record is from RefSeq and is a predicted model, not a curated record. The coding region runs from base 221 to 2083 and encodes 620 amino acids.
AGCGCCGCGCGUUUCGCGAUUUUGAAGUUCAGGGGCAACGCCCCCUGGUCUAGCUCGCUUCCUCACGUGAUGUGAAGUUGGGCAGUUCCAAGCAACUGUCGGUUUCAGACAUCAAGUCGAUUGCUUCUUGACACAUGUCGACUGUGGGCUUUGGUGUGUCCCUCCUGGAAAUUUCUCGUCUUUCCGUCUUGUUUGUCACCGUUUCUGACAUACCGAAGCAAUGUUGUUGGCAGCGCUUUCGGUGGUGCUAGCUGCCUUGUUGGCCUUGCACUUCAUCCAGAAGUCGUAUUUUCCGUACUUUUGGAAGGAUCUGCUGUACUUCACCAGCGUCAUCAAAUACGGAGUGAAAAUUCAACUGUUCAAGCAAAGAGGCAGAGUUGUCAGCGUGCUUGAUGUGUUUGUCCGGCGAGCUCGCACGCAGCCUGACAAGCCCUUUAUCAUCUAUGAGGGAGAGGUGCACAGCUACGGGAACGUGGAGCGGCGCAGCAAUAAGGUGGCCCAGGUGCUGCUUUCCGAGGGCGGCUUGAACAAAGGGGACACGGUAGCCCUCCUGAUGAGCAACGAGCCCGACUUCAUCUGCGUAUGGUUUGGACUCGCCAAGUUGGGCUGUGUGGCGGCCUUUCUUAAUUUCAAUAUUAAGUCCCGGGCAAUCUUACACUGUUUGAGCACUUGUGGGGCGAAGACGUUGAUCGUGGGCGCAGAUCAGACUGGCAUGCUGGAAGACAUUCUCCCAAUACUGCAAGAAGGCAACAUUAAAAUGUAUUUAAUGGCCGCUAAAACUCCACAUCCAUUAGUGAACACACUCUUGGACAAGUUGCAAGAUGCCCCUGCUAAUCCAGUCCCAGAUGAGCUACGAGAAGCCACUUUAAAGUCACCAACUCUCUUUAUCUUUACAUCAGGAACAACAGGCCUUCCAAAAGCAGCAGUGAUUAGCCAGCUUCAGUCUCUGAAAGCUUCAGCUGGGCUUGCUGCAUAUGGUGCCGGCAAAGAUGACAUUAUUUACAUCCCUCUGCCUUUGUAUCACAGUGCGGCAUCACUGAUUGGAAUUGGUGGAUGCAUUGAACUAGGUGCAACCUGUGUUCUGAAGAAAAAGUUUUCAGCCAGCCAGUUCUGGAAUGACUGUAAAAAAUACAAUGUGACUGUGUUUCAGUACAUAGGAGAACUGUGCCGUUACUUGUGCAACCAGACAAAGAAAGAAGGUGAGAAAGACCAUAAGGUAUAUAUGGCUGUAGGUAAUGGCUUGCGGCAGGAUGUCUGGAAAGAGUUCCUUGAGCGCUUUGGGAACAUUAAGAUGUGUGAACUUUAUGGUUCCACAGAAGGAAACCUUUGCUUUAUGAACCACAUUGGAAAAGUCGGAGCUGUAGGCCGCUCUAACUUCUUCUAUAAGUUAUUUUUUCAUUAUGACCUAGUCAAGUAUGAUCUGGAAAAAGAUGAACCUAUUCGUAAUGGCCAGGGAUUUUGUGAACGAGUACAGAAAGGUGAGACUGGUCUGCUGCUCUCUCAGAUUAAUUCUUUGAGCCCAUUUUUUGGAUAUGUGGGAAGCAAAGCAUUAACACAAAAUAAAAUUUUAAGAGAUGUUUUUAGAAAAGGAGAUCUCUUUUUUAACACUGGAGACUUGAUGGCUGAAGAUCACUCAGACUUCAUAUACUUCAAAGACAGGAUUGGUGACACGUUCAGAUGGAAAGGAGAAAAUGUUGCAACAACAGAAGUUGCAGACGUUUUUGGAAUGUUGGAUUUUUUACAGGAGUCCAACGUUUAUGGUGUUUCUGUUCCAGGUUAUGAGGGAAAAACUGGAAUGGCAGCUGUUGUCUUGACCAAAGGUCAUGAAUUUGAUGGGAAGGGCCUGUAUGAUCAUGUGACACAGCAACUUCCAACAUAUGCUCGUCCUCGAUUUGUGAGGAUAUUGGAAUCAAUGGAAGUAACUGGAACCCUGAAGCAAAAGAAGUUUCAAUUAGUGAAGAGUGGAUUCAGUCCCUCGACUAUAAGUGAUCCGUUGUAUUUUUUGGAUGACUCACAGGCAUGUUAUGUGCCUAUGACAAAAGACAUUUUUGACAGUAUUAUUAAUGGUCAAAGAAAGUUAUAGUGGACUUGCUUUUAACAGAAAAAUUGUGUGGCUUGGUAAAGUAUACCUUGUGUUUGUACAGUAAGAAAUACUGUUACUUGGAGAGGAUGCAUAAUGUUAUAUUGUUUAGAUGUGAAGAAACUUAAACAAUUGAGUGAUGUUAAUAAUUAAUAAAGGGCUUCUUUGGAGCUCUACAUAAGGUACAGGUUCAUUAUUAAGGUUCUUGCAAAGUAGACAGCACAAUGAGUGGAGUAACCUUAAACUGCCAAAAGUGUGGCUGAUUAGAUUUCUCUGCCCAUCUCGUGUCUGAUAGAACGACUUGGCUUAACUGCAGUCUAAUUUGCAUCUCCUUGAAUUUUGCUUCCUUAAUUUGAACUCCAUGUGUGUAGUGAAAUGUCAUCUUACCUUUUCUGAUAGAGAAUAAUUCAUUCAUACAGUAUACAGUGAUUGCAAGUUGUCUGCAAUAUUUACA